Cygnus atratus (black swan) is the source of this 5983-nucleotide messenger RNA. It is a transcript of the gene NPHP3, whose product is annotated as nephrocystin 3. NCBI's taxonomy places the organism in Eukaryota, Metazoa, Chordata, Aves, Anseriformes, Anatidae. The transcript has 27 exons. Gene Ontology annotation, molecular function: protein binding. Gene Ontology annotation, biological process: determination of left/right symmetry; kidney development; convergent extension. Bases 740 to 4687 code for a protein of 1315 amino acids. The record is from RefSeq and is a predicted model, not a curated record.
CUCGGGUCACAACCUGUAUGCGUGCAUUUGGCUGAGGAGAUUGGAGCCUUAUAAACCUGUAUAUCAGCUCAGUGCAUUGUGUGGCUUUCAAGGCCAGUGACAGACCCCGUGAGGUGGCAUACUUUGGAGAGAAAAUGGAAAAUUUUCGCUGGCUUUUCGGCAGGGCCUGGCGGCUUCGGGGGGACGCGAGGCUUUCCCGAGGAACGCUAAAAUGGCGGCAGGGCGACCGGGAGGGCUUGCCGUGCCCGGGGCACAGCAGGCACCCCUCCUGCACCCCGCUCCUUGUGAACAUCGUCGGAGAUACGCCUUUCGAGCCCUCCUUCCCCAUGAUCCACACGCCCUUCCGGCGUUGCAUUUCAGCUUAGCUCCUUUAUUUUGAGGCAAAAACUGAAAAUAACCCACAUUUCCUCAGAGCUUCCCGUUCCCUGCCCAUACCACCGCCAGCCGCCCCCCCGCCGCGGAUCGGGACGGGACGGGAGAGGACGGGACGGGACGAGAAGGAGGGAGAGAAAGAGGAAGGCGGCCCUUGCAGCGGCUUCCUCCCGCCCUCCCUUCCUCCGGCCGCCGCCAGGAGCCAGCUAUGGCCCCGCUGCUGGGCGGGCUCCGCGGCUCAGCGGGGCCGGGGGAGCGGUGAGGGGCAGGGGGCCGCUGCUGGGACAGGGAGCAGCCGCCUCCGGGAACGGCGCCUCCUCCUCCCCUCGGUGUUAACCCCUCCCCGGGUUAACCCAGGGGGUUAUCCAUGGGGACGGCGUCGUCGCUGGUGAGCCCGGCGGGCGGGGUCGGGGAGGUGAUCGAGGACACGUACGGCGGCGGCGAGGCCUGCGAGAUCCCGGUGGAGGUGAAGCCCAAGGCCCGCCUGCUGCGCGGCUCCCUGCGGCGCGUCGGGGCCUCGCGGCCCGGCGGCCUGAUCGGGGCCAGCUUCAAGUCGACCGCCUCGGUGCAGGAGCUGGAGUGCGUGGCCGAGUACGAGCGCCUGAAGAAGGAGUACGAGAUCUUCCGCGUCAGCAAGAACAACGAGGUGGCCUCCAUGGUGAAGAAGGAGGCCAAGCUGGACAGGGAGAACAAGCGGCUGCGUGCCGAGCUGCAGGCACUUCAGAAAACUUACCAGAAAAUACUCAGAGAGAAAGAAUGCGCGUUAGAAGCUAAAUACCAAGCCAUGGAGAGAGCUGCAACGUUUGAACAUGAUCGAGACAAGGUCAAAAGGCAGUUUAAGAUUUUCAGAGAAACUAAAGAAAAUGAGAUUCAGGACUUACUGAGGGCCAAACGAGAGCUAGAAGCAAAACUUCAGAGACUUCAGGCCCAGGGAAUCCAAGUGUUUGAUCCUGAAGAGUCUGAUUCUGAUGACAAUUGUACAGAUGUUACAGCUGCUGGGGCACAAUCUGAAUAUUGGACUGGAGGAGCCCUGGGAAGUGAGCCAUCCAUGGGUAGUAUGAUGCAGCUUCAGCAGUCUUUCAGAGGGCCUGAAUUUGCUCAUAGCUCCAUAGAUGUUGAGGGACCAUUUGCAAAUAUAAACAGAGAUGACUGGGAUGCUGCUGUCGCCAGUUUAUUGCAGGUUACUCCUCUGUUUUCUCACUCUCUGUGGAGUAACACAGUAAGAUGUUUUAUUAUUAAUACUGAUGAGACUCAACGAGAAGUGGAGAUCUUCAUUAAAAACUACUCACCAAAACUUCAAAGAAUCUGUGAGACAAUGGGCUACUUCUUUCAAGUUGUUCAUUUUCCAGCAGAAAAUGAAAAUCAUUUUAAGGAUGUAAGAAAAUGGGAAAUUGAAAAAAGUUCAUUAGUCAUUUUGCUCCUACAUCUAACUUUGCCAAGUUGUUUGUUGGAGGACUGUGAAGAAGCCUUCUUGAAAAAUCCCGAAGAAAAACCCCGUCUGAUUUACCACAGAAUGGAUGAUGAUGGAGUCAGCUCAGGCUCAGUGCAGCAGUUAAUUAAGCAAAUUUCUUGUGUGAACAAAGCAAAGAUGAUUGAUCAUGUGGGAGCUGUGGAGGAAGGAACACACAAAAUCUAUACUUGUGUAGAAAAGAUUAUUAAACAGGAUAUAUUGGGCUGUGAAAUGACAGAACCAGAAGGCAAAGAUUUGGGUAAUAAGGAGGAGUCCACUGCUCCUGAAGAAGAAGUUUUUGGUGAUGUCUUGUGGGAUGCACAUGAUGAACAAGAACAGAUGGAAGCUUUUCAGCAGGCCUCUAAUUCAACAUGUGAGCUGGGAUUUGAGAAAUACUUUGAACGUCUAAAUGACCUAGUAGCAGCACCAGCUCCAAUUCCACCUCUGCUUGUAUCAGGAGGACCAGGUUCUGGGAAAUCUCUCCUUCUGUCAAAAUGGAUUCAGCUGCAACAGAAACAUUCACCAAACACUCUAAUUCUUUACCACUUUGUUGGGAGGCCCAUGUCUACCAGUUCAGAAUCUGCAUUGAUAAUUAAACGCCUUACUUUAAAGCUUAUGCAACAUUCCUGGUUAGUGUCACCUCUGACCUUGGAUCCAGCUAAACUUCUGGAAGAAUUUCCCCGUUGGCUGGAGAAACUUUCUGCACGCCAUCAGGGCAGCAUAAUUAUAAUUAUUGAUUCUAUUGACCAAAUACAGCAAGCUGAAAAGCAUAUGAAAUGGCUGAUAGAUCCCCUGCCAGUGAACGUGAGAGUGAUUGUAUCAGUGAACGUAGAAACAUGUCCACAAGCUUGGAGGUUGUGGCCCACUCUUCAUCUUGAUCCACUGAAUUCCAAAGAUGUUAAAUCUCUCAUUAGUGCAGAAUGUAACUCUGCAAAUGUUAAAUUGACUAAAGAGCAGGAGAAGAAGCUUGAGAGACAUUGUCGUUCUGCCACAACUUGCAAUGCAUUGUAUGUCACUCUUUUGGGCAAAACCAUUGCUUGUGUUGGAAGUACAGGAAAUAUUGAUGAAACCCUUCAACAGUGUUUCCAAUGCCAAGACACAGUGUCCCUGUACAGGCUUGUUCUGAGAUCAAUUCAAGAAUCAUUGCGGAGUGAUAAGGAGAAAGGCCUUUUGAGAGAGAUACUGUGUGUCAUUGGUGUAAGCCACAAUGGUGUAAGUGAAUCAGAGCUGAUGGAACUUUAUCCUGAACUGUCUUCUGCCGUGUUAGCCUUGCUUGUUCACAGCCUGCACAAAAUGUGUUUGCUGACAUAUGGCUGUGGUUUGCUAAAGUUCCAGCAUCUCCAGGCUUGGGAGAUGGUGCGAUUAGAGUACAUGGAAGAAGGUGAAAAUGUUAUUUCUGCCUAUAGACAAAAACUAGUGGACUAUUUCACCAUGCAGCUAAGUCGAGACAGAGUGACUUGGAGAAGUGCAGAUGAACUUCCCUGGCUCUUCCAACAGCAGGGUGACAAGCAAAAGCUACACAACUGUCUUUUGAAUCUCUUUGUGUCCCAGAACCUUUACAAAAGGGGACAUUUUGCAGAAUUGCUGAGUUACUGGCAGCUGGUUGGGAAAGAUAAGAGCUCUAUGGCAGCUGAGUAUUUUGACUCUCUGAAAGAAUAUGAAAAAAGCUGUGAGGGAGAGGAAAGUAUGAUCUGCCUGGCUGAUCUUUAUGAGACUCUGGGACGGUUUCUUAAGGACCUAGGUCUUCUCAGUCAGGCUGUAGCUCCUUUGCAGCGGUCUCUAGAGAUUCGAGAGACUGCACUGGAUCCAGACCACCCAAGGGUGGCACAGUCACUUCACCAGCUAGCAGGAGUUUAUGUUCAGUGGAAGAAGUUUGGGAACGCUGAACAGUUGUAUAAGCAGGCACUGGAAAUCUCAGAAAAUGCUUAUGGAGCUGAACAUCCUCGGGUAGCCCGUGAACUUGAUGCACUUGCCACCUUGUACCAAAAGCAGAACAAAUAUGAACAAGCUGAGCAGUUGAGGAAAAAGUCCUUCAAAAUACGCCAGAAAGCAGCAAGGCGGAAAGGCAGUCUGUGUGGCUUUGCUCUCCUGCGUCAAAGAGCCCUGCAAUUGGAAGAGCUCACAUUAGGCAAGGAUACACCAGAUAAUGCUCGAACCCUUAAUGAACUUGGAGUCCUCUAUUACCUGCAGAAUAAUCUUGAGACAGCAGAGCUUUUUCUGAAGCGCUCCUUGGAAAUGAGAGAAAGAGUCCUGGGACCUGACCACCCAGACUGCGCACAGUCUUUGAACAAUCUGGCAGCCUUGUACAAUGAGAAGAAGCACUAUGACAAGGCAGAGGAACUCUACGAAAAAGCUUUAGACAUCAGGAGGAGAGCGCUGGCUCCAGAUCAUCCCUCCUUGGCUUAUACGGUGAAACACCUGGCAGUGCUGUACAAAAAGAUGGGAAAACUCGACAAAGCUGUUCCUCUGUAUGAACUAGCUGUUGAAAUUCGACAGAAAUCAUUUGGCCCCAAGCACCCUAGUGUAGCGACUGCUUUGGUGAAUCUGGCUGUUCUUUAUUGUCAGAUGAAAAAGCAGACUGAAGCUUUACCCCUUUAUGAACGCGCGCUAAAGAUUUAUGAAGACAGCUUUGGCCACAUGCAUCCUCGUGUAGGGGAAACUCUGAAAAACUUGGCUGUGCUAAGCUAUGAAGGGGGAGAUUUUGAGAAGGCAGCUGAACUUUACAAGAGAGCUAUGGAAAUAAAAGAAGCAGAGACUUUGUUGAUAGGUGGAAAAGCAACUUCUCGACACUCAUCAAGUGGAGAUACGUUCAGUAUAAAAAGUGCAUUAUCACCAAACACCUUCCUGGAACCUGGACAAAGGUGAUAUAAACCUACUCAAAGAAAAGGCAGCUUCUGUUGCUACUUUUUUAAACAAAAUUAUUAGGAAAACCUAUUUUUCCUGUGAUAAAGUACUAUUUUGGGACUUAAGACUGUCUUCAUGAAUGACAGGGAAACAAUUUAAGCUUGAAAUCCUUCCACGUUAACUUUGCAGACUGUAUGGUAUGACGUCAGUUUCUUCCAUUGUAUACAAAUAUGCAUAUAAGGUACUUGCUCAACUUAUAGUUAAUACAAAGAACAUAGAUUUGAUACCUCUUAUCCUAAGAACCAGGACUGCAACAAGAUAAAUUAAACCAAUGGUAUGUACUUGAUAGGAUAGUUCUUACUUCUAUGUUGUAAUAACCUGGCUUAGUGCAUUUGUGUUUUUUAUUUCAUCAACCUUUUUCAGAAGCUUUUAGAGUUGUUUUUAAAGUUCUAAUAACUUUGAAAAAGUCAAAAUACUGUUUUACCCCAAGUUUUACCUGCAGUGUAAUUUCGGCUUUAAGUAAAUUUACAUUCAAAAGACUUUUGCAAAAAUAAUUGGUUUCCCUUGGAAGCAAAUAUAUCUAAAUAUAUCAUUAUAUACAGGUAAAGCUGCUGUCAAAUCCAUCUGUGUUCAGUGAAAAUGCUUCCUCUGAGGAAACAGCAUGAAAAGGAGUAUGAUCUGAUGCCUUGUUGUUAACCCCUUUGUAAUACUUUCACUACUCAAUCUCACUGAAUCCCUUCAAAUACAAGAAUGCUUGUAUUAGCAGGAAAAACCUAGUGACAGGUUGCCAUCAAAUAAAAAGAUGCUAAUCAAAUGUACCUGCUGUAUUUUUUUUUUUAAUAGCCUAAUCAUCUAGAAGCAAUUUGAAGUCUGUUCUUAUUUGGUAUGAAUCAACUUAAAUAUUCCGAGAUGUGAUAAUACACUUCUCUAAAGCCAGUAUUAUGAAUUUGCAGAUGUCUGAGCUAGCCUGACAGCUCUGUUCUGAUUUUUAACAUGUAUAAUAAAAUCUUGCUCUGUUUUCCUUAUCAGUUCUAGUUUAAAUAAACUGAUUUCUAGACCUUCCCCGCUUUCAGACUUUCCCCACUUACUGAUUUCCAAUUCUGUAUUAUUACCAUUCUUCCCUUCAAGUGACUUUUCUCCAUUUUUUUUCAUCAGUCAUAGAUCUACUUUUGGAAGAAAAAUGAGUCUGUAAAAGUAGCAGAUCCUGAUCAUCCACGGUCAGUUUAGCAAAAAACAGUGAGGAAACAAUCUGCUUUCCCAAUCAGCCCAAAGAAAAUUUUAAUAGUAAGUACAACAGGACUGCAAUUAAUAAUGGAG